AUGGCACAUCAUAGUGAUGAGACAAUUAUUUGGGAAGGAACAGUAUGGCCUCUGGGUUGUUUAUCCCCUUUAUGUUGUAGUUCGGUCCAUUGGAAAAUCACCAACAAAAGAAUUGAUUCCAUUUCAGGUUGUUGUGGCUCGUCUGAACAUACUGUGGAUGUUCGUCGGAUAAUUGACUUAGAAUUUCAUAGAUCAUGCCUUCAAAUGCUUUCUGGCCGUGGAACCUUAACAGUUCAUAUUGCAGAUAGUCCUCCUAUGUGCAUUACAACAUUUGGUAUGAGAAGCGCGUAUACAAAAUUGAAAGAAGCAUGGCUAACUACUAAAAACGUUGUUAACGUUGUAUAA
This is a messenger RNA of Cetraspora pellucida, 345 nucleotides long. NCBI's taxonomy places the organism in Eukaryota, Fungi, Glomeromycota, Glomeromycetes, Diversisporales, Gigasporaceae. The record is from the annotation of a GenBank genome assembly.